Messenger RNA from Condylura cristata (star-nosed mole), 1049 nucleotides. RefSeq names its product G protein-coupled receptor 132 (gene GPR132). Gene Ontology annotation, molecular function: G protein-coupled receptor activity. NCBI's taxonomy places the organism in Eukaryota, Metazoa, Chordata, Mammalia, Eulipotyphla, Talpidae. The transcript has a single exon. The record is from RefSeq and is a predicted model, not a curated record. The coding region runs from base 3 to 1040 and encodes 345 amino acids. Gene Ontology annotation, cellular component: membrane. Gene Ontology annotation, biological process: G1/S transition of mitotic cell cycle; negative regulation of G2/M transition of mitotic cell cycle; G protein-coupled receptor signaling pathway.
UCAUGCCCUACAACAACAGCAGGCUGUUCCUGGUGACCAUGUACAGCUCCGUGUCCGUGCUGGCGCUGCCGGCCAACUUCCUCACUCUGUGGCUGACGCUGCUGCAGGUGCGCAAGGGCAACGUGCUGGCCAUCUACAUGUUCUGCCUGGCUCUGUGCGAGCUCUUGUACGCCAGCACCCUGCCGCUCUGGGUCAUGUACAUCUGGAACAACCACCACUGGGCCCUGGGCGACUGGGGCUGCAGGGUGGCUGCCUACGUCUUCUUCUGCAACAUCUACGUCAGCAUCCUCUUCCUGUGCUGCAUCUCCUGUGACCGCUUCAUGGCCGUGGUGUACCCGCUGCAGAGCCGGGCACACUGCCACCAGAAGGUGGCCAUCUUCGUCUCUGCCACGGUCUUCGUGCUGGUUGGCACCAUUUUCCUGCCAGUGUUCCGGGACAAAACCAACAACACCUGCUUUGAGUCGGUGCCGGUCAACCAAAGGACCGCUGGCUACUACUACUCACGCUUCACCUUGGGCUUUGCGCUGCCGCUGUCCAUCAUCACCUUCACCAACCUGCAGGUCUUCAGGAGAAUCAGGCAGAGCAUAAGCUUGAGCAGUGCCCAGAAGGCCCGGAUAAAGCGCCUGCUCGUGGCAGUGGUGACCAUCUUCCUGAUCUGCUUCACGCCCUACCACCUGGUGCUGCUGGCCAGGGCCAUCACCUUCUCCUACUACCAAGAUAACGUGACGGCCCUGUGCCAGCGGGAGUGUGAGUUCUACACGCCCUACAUGGUCUUCCUGUGCCUGUGCACGGUCAACAGCGUGGCCGACCCCAUCUUCUUCUCCCUGGCCAUGGACUCCUGGCUGCGGCAGAACGCCAGACGCCUCCGCUGGAGCCCCAGGCACGGCCGGACUAAGACUACCCAGCUUACGGCUUCCAAGGACGUGGAGGAGCCGCGGCUGCCCACGGACAGCUGCACGCUCCCCACGAUUGUGGCCCCCCCGGGGGCCCCGCAGGGCACACGGGCCUUGCAGAGAACCCUGCACGAGGAGCCCUGCUGAGAUGCAUGC